Molecule: messenger RNA, 1352 nt
Organism: Salvelinus namaycush (lake trout)
Lineage: Eukaryota; Metazoa; Chordata; Actinopteri; Salmoniformes; Salmonidae
Product: arylacetamide deacetylase-like
Exons: 5
Coding region: 126-1352 (408 amino acids)
Cellular component (GO): membrane
Molecular function (GO): carboxylic ester hydrolase activity
Source: RefSeq, a predicted model, not a curated record
CUGGCUGGCUCAGUUCGAUAAUGAGUACGAUAUGACGCUGUGCGCGGAUUGAAGUAACUUGUUAAUAAACAAAACUGGCACAGUUUCUUUCUCCACCUUUCCAUCAAUAGCUGGGGAUUCGUAAAAUGCGGUUGAAAGGCAUAUUUUUACUCCUGUCUUUAGGAGCGUUCACAUCGUAUUACGUUUACCAGCCCAUUCCAGACGAGAUAGAGGAGAGAUGGAAACUCAUGUUGACCGACUGUUUCUUCAGAAGUCUCAGCCACCUGGCAGACUUCAGUGAGCUGCUGGGUUUGAAGGACUACAUGGGGGUGAUGAUGUUCAUCACCUUUGCUGAACGCGUGUUCCCCGUGUCAGACCAACGUGUGCACGUUACAGAGGAGCUGUUUGAUGGGGUGGAGGUGGUGGUGUACCAGCCCAAACUGCAGGGCGGCGACACUGAGCUGAGGAGAGCAGUCAUAUACCUGCACGGAGGAGGAUGGUGCCUGGGCAGCGCCAGAAUGGGACCAUACGACCUCCUGGCUAGGCAGAUGGUCAUGGAUCUUAACUCUGUGGUCGUGUCUGUAGAGUACCGCCUGGCCCCCGAGCACCAUUUCCCUGUCCCGUAUGAGGACGUGUACCGCGUGGUGAAGCACUUCCUCCAGAGGGCGGUCCUGGCCCAGUACUCUGUCGACCCAUUACGCAUCGCUGUAUCGGGGGACAGCGCCGGGGGAAACCUGGCUGCAGCCGUGUCCCAGCAGCUGCAGCAGGAUCCAGAACAGCAGCAGCAGCUGAAGGUCCAGGCCCUGCUCUACCCUGUGCUGCAGGCUCUGGACCUCAAUACCCCGUCCUACCAGCAGAACCAGAAUAUGCCUAUCCUGCCCCGCACCCUUAUGGUGCGCUUCUGGAGCGAAUACUUCACCAGCGACAAGACCUUCUUCAGGGCCAUGAUGACCAACACUCACAACAGCCCGGAGUCCGCUGCGCUGCUCAACUUCGUCAACUGGAGUGCCUACCUGCCAGAGUCCUACCGGGGGACGUAUAACUACAGCGUUCCGGUCGUGGCGUUGUCGGCGGGAGGGUCGGACGGGCCAUCGCGCUCCAUCGCUGACCCCCGGGCCUCGCCCCUGCUGGUCCCGGAUGCCGUUUUACGCACGCUACCCAAGGCCUACGUUCUGACGUGUGAGUACGACGUGCUGCGGGACGACGGGGUGAUGUAUGCUGCACGCCUGCGUCGCGCCGGAGUCGAGGUGACUCAUGAACACUACGCCGGAGGUUUCCACGGCGCCCUCAUGUUCACCGUGUGGCCAACCGACUUCCUGAUUGGACGCACGAUGACGGAGAACUUCAUCAGAUGGCUGCAGCAUAACUUGUAG